This is a messenger RNA of Emiliania huxleyi CCMP1516, 744 nucleotides long. RefSeq lists its product as hypothetical. The transcript is spliced from 3 exons. NCBI's taxonomy places the organism in Eukaryota, Haptophyta, Isochrysidales, Noelaerhabdaceae. The coding region runs from base 1 to 744 and encodes 247 amino acids. The record is from RefSeq and is a predicted model, not a curated record.
AUGGUUGUCCUCGGUGUUUGCGAAGGUGCCUCCGAUACCGUCGCCGACAAGGUCACCAUCCUUACGGGCCCGGGCGAAUUCAGCACGGCGGGCAAGGUCACGCCUCUCACGCUGGUAAAGGCCUCAGCUUUCCAGUACUUUUCGACUAUUGCGCCGGACGGCACCGUCACCAACGAAUCUGGUCCAGUCUCCAAGUAUCUGGACGAAGGAGUUUGCCCCAUGUCUGGCUCAAAGUGCACCGUCAAGGACAAGUUUUUCGCCAAGUCGUCAACGGACCACUUUGUGGUGUUCAAGAAGGAGGGGAGCACGUACAGUCCAACACCCGUUGCGGGGCCUUGCAUAUACAUGCCAGCACCGGAGGAGUACGUCGCGAAGUUCGACAUGACCUCCCCGUCGGGAACCAAGGAGGGGUUUGCUUUCACCUACUUCUCGUCGGCGCCGCAGACCAUGACGAUGGUUGUCCCCGGCGUCGACGGUGGCUCGCUCAAGCUGCUUGUGUCUCUGGCGGGCUCAGGCGGCUCGGACAAGAACUACUCGCGGGUUGCGGCCUGCUGCUGCUGCUCCGUCGCCACCAAGACGUCCGGUGGCGCUUGGGCCUCGCUCGACGCGUCGGGCAGCACCCAAUUCGACGUCACCGCCAUCAUCAACUCAGCUAUGACAGCAACGGGAGGAGGACUAAUGGGCGGGGAAUCCGGCUCGUUCGAGUACUACGAGGAGGAAGGGGGCAUUCCCCCACUGCCCUAG